Messenger RNA from Homalodisca vitripennis (glassy-winged sharpshooter), 1192 nucleotides. Its product is annotated as UMP-CMP kinase 2, mitochondrial-like. Lineage: Eukaryota; Metazoa; Arthropoda; Insecta; Hemiptera; Cicadellidae. The transcript has 6 exons. The record is from RefSeq and is a predicted model, not a curated record. The coding region runs from base 345 to 1103 and encodes 252 amino acids.
UGUUGUAUUUGCUUUAAUUUUUUAAGUGCAUUAUGUUUUUGAACAAAAACGCAAAAUAGUAUGUUCUAAUAAGAACAACAUUUUUGUUUUCACGACUGAAGGUGCAGGUAACACACCUGUAAUGUUGGUGGAUAAAUAAAAAACAUCCAAUUAUAUCGUUAUUAUGCUAUAUUAAUCAUCCGUUAUACCAUGUUUUGAUAAUUUUGCAAGAGUGAUUAAAAUGAGAAUUAAAAUGGAUGUUUCAUAAUUCAUUUCUAUGCAAUAAAUAAAGCACAUGCAAAUGGUUUUGGUGGUUUGUGAGUGAAGGUAUUGUGUGACAAGUGAGCUUCAUCCCCCAUGAAAGAAUGGCCCAGAGAUCUCUAAUUGUGUACUACACUCUGAGGGAAACGCUAAACACAUUUGACACUCCAAAGUAUGUGAACGACACACGUGUAAAGGAAAUGCUGCACGCAUUUCAUCACGACUGUCAGCUGACUCCAAUGGAGGAGCGGAGACUGGAGGAAUUCGAGAAUGACGACAACAUGCGAAGAAAGCCACUCAUAGUCAUCGAGGGCACUGAUAGAGAUACCAGAAGGAUGGUGGCGAAGAAGCUGGCGUAUAACUUGGGAGCCAUGUUGAUGAGUAGUCCACCAACAUGUCUCAACCCGAUGAGAGAUUACUUCACAGACAACCUGGUGUUGCGGAGAGCUUACUUCUCACUGUGUAUGUACGCAAUCGCCAUGAACGUUACUCGCAACUGGUACAACCACACCGUUGUGUUGGGUGGAUACUGGCACGAUCAAGCAACUUUCUCGAUAGCGAAGAAGUACACGCUAAGGAGCAUGCCUGCGUCUGAAUCUCCGAUCUUUGAGUGGCCAGAUGAUCUGAUACCUCCAGACGUCGAGUUCUUCAUCAACGUUCCCCAGAACAAAUACGAGGCCGGUGCUGCAGUCAACACAUUCAAGCCGAGGCUAGUGGAAGCUUACAGAAGAAUGAAAAACCCAUCUGUGUUUGAAAUCAGUGGCAACAUGUAUCAUGACCAAAUACGAUUCGAGAUGGAAAUCUAUUUGCAGAAGCUGUACAGAGAUAACUAUAGAUACAUAAUAAACACAUUAAAUCAUUAAACAGAAUUAGUUAUUAUUACUAGUUUUUAAUUUUGGACUGGAUCCUUGUGGUACUUGAAUUGGGGAGAAUUGAUUCACGAGGGAGUAGA